Messenger RNA from Oldenlandia corymbosa var. corymbosa, 1945 nucleotides. Lineage: Eukaryota; Viridiplantae; Streptophyta; Magnoliopsida; Gentianales; Rubiaceae. The record is from the annotation of a GenBank genome assembly.
GGUCAUUCGGGUAUAUAGAAGUCCAGUCCCCUCUGUCCUAAAAAAAAAAAUAAAAAAUUCUAUAACUCCACAUCUUUCAAAACUCAAUUUUGGUUAUUUUUCUGUGACGGAAAGAGUAAAUAUAUAUAUAGAGAGAAGUAUAGAACAAACCAGUCCUUGUUCCUUUGUUCGCAUAUAUACAUAUUCCUCAUAAGUUAAAGAAAUGGAACAAAGUUUGCAUGAUGCUGCAUUCACAGGCGACAUUAAUGCUCUUAAAAAGUUACUUCAAGCAGAUCAAACACUUAUUCAAAAAAUCUGUGUGCAUAGAAGUAUAGAUAAGAAUCCUAUUCACAUUGGUGCGAUGCUAGGCCAUGUCGACUUUGUAAAUGAGAUUCUUCAGGGUUAUCCCCACAACUCUGCUCUCUCUUAUGCUAUGUGUUUAGCUCGAGAUCAAGAUGGCCGAAACCCGGUCCAUCUUGCCGCAAUCUAUGGCCAGAUGAACAUAUUGGAGCUGGUUAUAAAUCAUGACGGGCUGAUGCAAGCCGCUCUGGAGAAGGCAGAUUGCGGUGGAACCAUCCUGCAUUUGUGUGUCAAGUAUAAUCAAGUCAAAGCUCUGUCGUAUCUGUUACAAAUUUUUACCGAUCCACACUUUGUAGGCGUAAAAAAUGAUGAAGGAAUGACCAUUCUACAUCUGGCUUCUUACUAUAACCACAAUCAGAGAAGGGAGGAUGUGAUAAGGAUUAUUAAAGAAAAGGCUCCAGGAAUUGUCAAUAUAAAGUGUGCAACUGAAUUGACCAGAGUUAAAGAAGUUAUACAAAAAUCAUCUCCUACAAAGGACAAAAGGGGAUGGAUAAACUCAAUUUUUUUAACCAGUGACGCUGGAAGGAGGACAAAAGGGGAUCAUUUCCUAGUGAAUUUCGAAGAGAGUAAAAACACAGUAAUAAUUGUGGCAUCCCUCAUCGCAACCAUGGCAUUUGAGGCUAUGAUCAAUCCGCCGGGAGGAUUCUGGCCGGACAGCUCACCGGGCAAAGUAGGAAUUAGUGUGAUGGCACUGACUCAGGCCAGCAACUAUAAAAAUCUGGCUCGGUCCAACUCUGUAGCUUUUGUGGCAUCAUUGACAACAAUUGUAAUGUUACUAGUCCGUGAACGGCCCACUAACAAUACAAAAGCCCAAAUCUUCAACACAAUGAUGCUCCUUCUCUCGGUGGGUGCUAUUAUUAUGUCGGUGGUAUCCAUUUCUGUGUCUUAUGCCACAGCAUAUGUAUCAAUAUCUCCCAAGUCAUUGAGGCAUUAUACAUCUCAUGGCCAGACUGCUAUGAUCGUACUCACGGUUUGGUGUCUUCCGGUGGCUUCCGUCGUCGCCAGCGUGUUACGAUUCUAUUUCUUUAGGACGACCAAGAUUCGGUUCUCGUGUGGGAGGAUUGUUGUUGGGUCAACUAAGAGCAUUGCAAGCAGUACUGAAGCACCUAAUGAGUUGAAUUUGAUGUGUUAAUAAAGCAUAUAAAAUCAUAUACUCCCUCCGUCUCAUAAUUAUUGUCCAGUUUGAGUUUUCAUUUCAAGUUCAAAUUAUACUAAAAGUGAAAUCUCAAAUUGGGUAAUAAUUUUGGGACAGGGAGAGUAUGUUUCUUCCUGUCCAAUUUCCUUUUUAGUGUUUUUUUGUUAUAAAUGGGAUAUUAAUUUUACAAGUUUGUCUUUUCAACUUUAGUCUGGUCAAGUAUUCUGAUGAGUUGCAGCUACAUAUCCAGCUUAACGGAGAAAGAUAGUACUCCAAUGUCAUCUUCCAGAAGCUUAUGAUCAAAAAAAUCCGCCAUUUUUUUUUUCACUUUGCAAGUAAAUAAAGCUGAUGUUGCCCCUAAGACCUCAGUUAGUUCACAAUACACAUUAUUAUGUUAGGCGAUCAACAAAUUUGGGGCUGUAUCUAUAUCUAAUAGUAGCUAAUGUGUUUCAUUAGUCCUUUUAAAUUUUG